AUGUCAACCUCUCAAGCCACUUAUUUUCCGGAAACUAUCGCUGGGGUUCGUGCUUUCCUUCGCACAUUCCCUACCCAGACCUUGAAGCUUCGCUACAUUCUUGGUCUCGACACUGCUCAGAACGCCCCGAAGCUGGCACAAUCGAUUGUGGUGAAUUGCAUCGAUACCGAACACUAUGAAAGGGAUCGGUCUAAGCUGACCGAAAUUGGUAUCAACGCGUUUACGUCCGGAGAUCUUCGCCAAUACAUUGGCAAUCCUGGUCCCCACGGGGAGAACCUCCUGAAGCAGAUCUACUACUACCACUUCCGCAUGUUGCCGAACGCGCAUUGCGUCAACAAGGAUUUCUGUCCAGGCAAUCCAGAGAGGAACCGCUUCGGGCACACUCGAUUCGCGACACAUGCUGAAGGCAAAGCCAUGCUUGAGGAGUGCUUCUACUGGGACGUGACUGCCGGUAAACCUCAGGAUGGCAAGUGCCCGACAGUCGUUAUCGGCCAUGCUCUCCAUAACGAUACGGAUGGCUUGGCUCGAACUAUCGGUUUUGAGCCUCAGGCUGCAGAAACUGUCGUCGCCGUACUUGACACGCAGCAGAUGGCUCGUGAGAUGGGCAUCUACAAUUCGCGUGGCCCACAGCACGAGAUUGGCCUCCGUAAUCUGAGUGCCCACUUCGACAUCCCAUACCGUGAUCCCCACACGGCUGGGAACGAUGCGGCCUACACUACCAUUUCCGCCAUUUACAUGGCGCUCUAUGGUCGUGCUAAGCUGACCUUCCCAAAGUCGGUUCUCCAGGUGGUCAACGACGUAGAGACGUCUAGUCGGCAGUAUUCGAUCAACAGGCAUGGCAUCCCGCGAUACUGCACUCGCUGCCAUGCUAAGAACCAUUUCGUGAGUGACUGCCAUAAAUAUAUCCCACCUUGCGAGAAGUGCCAGGCUCAACGUAAGCCUAAUGCGAAAGGCGAACUUCAUGGUGUGUUCUGGUUCACCAAGGGCAAGAUGGCACAUUAUCCCGAAAAUUGCCUUUGGGGCUCUAAAUAG
This is a messenger RNA of Didymosphaeria variabile, 1032 nucleotides long. RefSeq lists its product as uncharacterized. Gene Ontology annotation, cellular component: nucleus. Bases 1 to 1032 code for a protein of 343 amino acids. The record is from RefSeq and is a predicted model, not a curated record. NCBI's taxonomy places the organism in Eukaryota, Fungi, Ascomycota, Dothideomycetes, Pleosporales, Didymosphaeriaceae. The transcript has a single exon. Gene Ontology annotation, molecular function: nucleic acid binding.